This is a messenger RNA of Babesia bigemina, 3268 nucleotides long. RefSeq lists its product as hypothetical. The record is from RefSeq and is a predicted model, not a curated record. The annotation marks the transcript as partial. The transcript has a single exon. Lineage: Eukaryota; Apicomplexa; Aconoidasida; Piroplasmida; Babesiidae.
CCGAGCCCUCAAGAUAUAUGGGAAGUUGACAGCUGCUAUCGACGGUGUUAAAGCACUAGGCGAAGAACUUAAAAAAUUAGUUGAGAAACCAUUGAUCGAAAAAAUUCAAACUAAGCUUAACAACGAUGUGUCAAUGCCUGCCGAAAAAAUAAAGCAAGGACUUGCUUAUGUUAUCGACUCAGUUAAUAUGGAGCUCAGAAACAUUAGCGCUAUCCUAGAAGACAAGAAAGAUAAAAACGAUAAACACGACAAAAAGCUGGUCGGUGUGAAGAAUCAGAUUGAUGAAAAGACCAACGAACUAAACCAACAAGUGACCUCUACCCUGGAUGCACAAGUUAGAACAUUAAAAGAAGGCACGCUAGAGAAAGCCACUAAUCUCUGCCAAUCCACAAUCACCUCAAAAGUUACCAGCGAUAGUGCCACCGCCAAGAGAAGCAUUAAACAGGAGGCCCUGAGAAUGUUUGCGGACACCAAAGAGAAAGAGUUGGAGGCGCUCAAAGGAUUGGUCACUCAGAAAUAUACAGAAAUUGGUGAAAUUAUUCAGCAAGAUCUGGAAAGCGGAUUGAAGGGAAUGAUGGGCAAAAUGAAGGCGAAUGAUACCUAUCUCGACACGCUACAAAAACAAACGGAAAUACGAACAGCCACCACCCAAGUCAGAAUGUAUUUAGAAGAGUUGCUCCAAUACGUCGAAGAUCAAGUUAAAAUCUCAACGGCACAACAAACGAAGAAAGACACUGUUGCAUCCACCAAAAUUGCUAACGUGAAAACCAUGCUCGGCCUUUCGCUCGACGACCUCUCCUCCUCGAAUCACUUUGAUCAUACAUUCUCCCGUAAUCUCGCUGAUUUUACUAAUACACUUAGCGCACUGCAGCCAUCCACGUUCGCUGGUCAUAAUCAUCCGGAGUUGCCUGAUGCCAUGAAAGGUGGACUUCGCAAAUUGAUUGGUGAACUUGGGAGGGCGUACGUCAGUAGGUACGAGGGCUCGCCGGCAAUCGGUCAGUGGUUGAUAAAAGACCCUAAUAAGGAAAGCGCUCAAAAAGUGCAGGACUACGAUCAAAAUAUGAUUCUGACGACUGACGGAAGACACGGUGCGAAAGUGUUUUUGACUUGCGCGACGAUGCUUUUUAAUGAGUCGCAUCAUUUGUUCUACCACGGCGGUAAAGAGUGGCGUAAAAUUCGUGUACAAACGAAAACUGAUAAUGAUGUGAAUGACCUACAGAAAUAUUUACUAAAAUCCGGUUACCAAAUUCCGAGUCUCAUCAACGAAAACAACACCGGUCGAGAUGUCGCGGUGCGUUUAAGUAGAGUGUUCAGAAAUCAUGGUGAAUUCAAUAGAGAGCCUACCGACUUUAAAUCUUGGGAAGACUACAAAGAGUACUAUAGACACGGUAAAGGUAUUCUAUUGAAACUGUUCACCCACCUACACGAAUACUACGAAGUCUGCCACUACGGUACCAUGUUCGCCACCAAGCAACCGUCGAGCGUAUACGAAAUGCUGCUAUGGUUGUCCGGUUUUCCAUACAAUCCUGUCUACCAACCGUUGUCAUUUAACGGAUUCAGUGAGCUGUUUGAGAAGGAGGAGAACAACGCUGCUAACAGUGAGGGGGACGAAAUCUUGCUUGAAACCGACGACGCCGAUAGUCUGCCUGCCUACCCGGAGAACAUCACCGUUGGAGGAAUAUCAGGCAUACUGACGGAAGUAUGCCAUCAGGCUCACGACGUACUGACGACGAUACUUGGCCAUGGACAGGCGGACGGAAUAUACGCGGUGGACUUCAACACUAAUUCGCAAGGCUUCUCGUACCCCUCUCGCUACGGCCAAUGCAUCGAUAUGCUAGCAGACAUACUGCAUCGUCUUUACCAACAGCUCUACUUCGUAUACUGCCAAUGCUGCAACGACGAAAUCUGUUCCGGCUGGCGGGGUUGUUUGUAUGGCAAUGCAAUCGGUGGGUCAGACUGGAAGUGCAAUUCAAAGCAAUGCGCUGACCAAAAGUGUAACCAAAAGGUCAACCAAACGUGUGAGUUACACCCUAAGUGCGGUGUAAAGUCACCGUUACAGUCAUACUUAGAGGAUGGUUUACCUGGCUUCUUACCACAUUCAUUAAAGAAACCAGGUUGCAAAUUGGAAUGCACGGUGUCCAACCAUCGCGGCAUACCGUGUAAGACACCGAUGGGAUUUAAUGAAAUCAGCGUUAUGGCAUCGCAUACUAAAAACGGUGAACAUCUUAGGAAGGUGCUUGAUGCAUUUUGUGGAAAGCAGGAUAGUCCACUUACGAAACUUUGUGGUUACUUCAUGUGUCUUAUGCAGAAACCGCCGCAAUCGCUAGGUGAUGUAUACGCGUAUUAUUAUAGUUAUCUCGCGUAUUACACUGGCGGCUUUUAUGAAGUCACAAAGUCGCAUACGCAUACUCAAGCGGCAUUCAAAGAAGCCAUCAACGAAGCAUAUUUCGGCAAUCAGUAUGAAGCUCUUGAUCCCAGCACAUUGUGCAGUAGUAAAGUACACAAAAGCAGUCAUGCCAACGGUGAUCUGAUCAGCAUCACUGACUGUAAAACCGGCUCGAAUAAGCCGUGUGGUCUUUACGUUCAGCCACUGGCAUUAAACACCUACAGCUAUUAUUCCAACAAGCAUAAGACCAAUCACCUGUCUUGGAUCGUUUACAUCACGGAGACUUUUUACGACCUGUUGAAGAAACUGUAUGACGACUGCUGUGGAACCUGCAAGAAGCCUGGUAGCAGGUGCUAUGAAAAAUGCUGUACUGAAGGAUGCGAAGUAAAAAAGGCAUAUGAAGCAAUAGAGUCAAAGAGUGAUAACACUGAUGCAAAGAAACUCGACGGCAAGAAUCACGACAAAAAUUGCAAGUCAAUAGUACAGUGCCGCAACACACAUCCUAAUCUGUUUAAAUACGGUUUCACAUUCGGCAAUCCAUUGGGUCUCAGUGGCAUCGCAAAUAAUAUAGCUACGCAGAGGACGUGCAAAGAUUUCUGUGAAGCGUUGAAAUUGAUGCUUGGUGAGAAAUCUCUGCUUAUUGAAUUACGCAAGCAAAUCGAUCAAUUCUUGUGGGAUAUUAGAACAAAUUUCUCAAUCACCGUAUUAGCCCUCUGGUGCCUCUCGUUCCUCUACCUCAUCCACAUAAUGGUCAUCCGCCUAGACCUGCUCCACAUCAAAUCGCAUUUACAUAGUCCCUCGAGUCAUAGGAUUGCUGCUCAAUCACUACUCGCCGCCGCGCGUGUUAACAAGCUUAACAGAGUGUUUUACCUGCAACCAUAA